Molecule: messenger RNA, 5081 nt
Organism: Xenopus laevis (African clawed frog)
Lineage: Eukaryota; Metazoa; Chordata; Amphibia; Anura; Pipidae
Gene: arfgap2.S
Product: ADP ribosylation factor GTPase activating protein 2 S homeolog
Exons: 17
Coding region: 366-1994 (542 amino acids)
Biological process (GO): COPI coating of Golgi vesicle
Cellular component (GO): cytoplasm; Golgi membrane
Molecular function (GO): GTPase activator activity
Source: RefSeq, a predicted model, not a curated record
GUCGCUCCAUUUCUGUGGUAACUAUUUCUGGGAGAAGUUUUAUUGUAAAGACUGUAUGUAAUGACAAUGACAAGCUCUUCAGCAGUUUACAGCCCACUGAGUCUGACAGAAUACUGACAGUCACAUGAUCAAGCUAAGUGGGAGGGACCUGACUGACACCAGGACACCACGUGAUACACCGGCUCCACGCAAAGUGCAGUGACAGUGCACGGGCACCGGAUGUUUGUAGCCGUCCCCUCAAGCACUGAUGACGCUCCCCUCAACGAUUGGUCCUUUCGGGUCGCGAGCCCCGCUGGCAAGGGACACAUGACGAACGCCUCGCUGUGAUUGGCCGCAGCGAGGAAAGGUUGUGAGGAGUAGAGAACAUGGCAGCCGAGCCGACUAAAGCCGAGAUUCAGGCCGUGUUCAAGCGGCUCCGGGCUGCUCCUGCUAACAAGUCGUGCUUCGACUGCGGAGCUAAGAAUCCCAGCUGGGCCAGUAUCCCUUAUGGAGUCUUCCUCUGCAUUGACUGCUCUGGAAUCCACCGCUCUUUGGGGGUUCAUCUCAGCUUCAUCAGAUCGACUGAGCUGGACUCUAACUGGAGCUGGUUCCAGCUGAGAUGCAUGCAAGUGGGAGGAAAUGCCAGCGCGAAUGCGUUUUUCCAUCAGCAUGGUGCCACCACCAAUGACACCAAUGCCAAGUACAACAGCCGCAGCGCUCAGAUGUAUCGGGAAAAGAUCAGACAGCUGGCAAAUGCUGCCAUGUCUAAGCAUGGUACUGAUCUCUGGAUAGAUGGGAUGAACUCCACACUCGUUCCGCCAGCAGAGAAGAAAGAAUCUGACUUUUUUGUAGAGAUGACCCAGUCUUCCAGCUCCUGGGAGGCAACACCAGCAUCAGAAACCACAUCUACCACAAUAACCACUGAAACAAGAUCUAUAAGUGCACUCGAAGCGGCUGAUUCUACAAAUGCAGAGAGUGGUCCUAAUGUCGAUAUUCUAAGCACAUCUCCAAAAGCUCCUGUGGACCAGGCCAUGUGCCUUUCAGUUGAGGAGCCGACUAUGAGCACAGAAGUGAAGCCUUCUCUUAUUGGGAAGAAGAAAGCCAACACUGCUAAGAAAGGGCUGGGGGCUAAGAAGGGCCUAGGUGCUCAGAAGGUGAGCAGUCAGAGCUUCAGCGAGAUUGAGCGUCGUGCUCAGGUGGCAGAGAAGUUAAGAGAGCAGCAGGCAGUUGAGCUAAAGCAAGACGCUGAGGAAUCCAUUGUAUCCUCUAUGAGGCUGGCGUAUCAGGAACUUCAAAUUGACAGGAAGCAGGAAGAGAAGAGGUUGCAGAAUUUGGAAGGAAAGAAGCGGGAGCAAGCUGAGAGACUUGGCAUGGGCUUAGCUGCACGCAGUUCUGUCUCACACUCUGUGCUAUCGGAGAUGCAUGUCAUUGAGCAAGAAACGCCAGUGGCUAACAAGUCCUCACGCUCCCAACUCGACCUUCUGGAGGAUGCCAGCUUCACCUCAGGGCCCCCAAAGUAUAAGGACAACCCCUUUUCACUUGGUGACGGUUUUAGCUCACGAUGGGAGACAGAAAACUCUUCUUGGGGCUCCUCAGAUAAGACCGAGGAAGAGCGAGAGGUGACAAUCUCCAGUAUCCAGCCCGCAAGGGACCGGCCUGCGAACCGAAGGAAACCAGAGAGCGCCCCUGCACCGGAAUCAAAUGAAGCGAGGAUGAAGUUUUCCAGCGCCAAAGCCAUUUCCUCAGACAUGUUUUUUGGAAGAGAAAAUGAUGCAGAAUACGAAGCCAGAUCUCGUCUGCAGCAGCUCUCAUCUAGCAACUCUAUUAGUUCAGCCGACCUCUUCGGAGACCCAGAUUCUGUAGACAUGUCAGGUGGCGUCUCCCUCGGUAACGUGUUGCCGGCAGCAGACAUAACCCAUUUCAAGCAGGGAGUAAAAUCAGUGGCUGGCAAGAUGGCGGUUCUGGCUAAUGGAGUGAUGAAUUCUCUACAGCAGGAUCGUUACAGCUCCUAUUAAAGGAUUAUGAGCCUUGAUCUAAAACCAUAGCAUUUCCCCUAAUGCAUUCAUCUGAUGGACGAGGGUCAGAAAGAGAAAAUAAGAUGCAUCUCCUGGAUUGGACAGACCUCUUCUUUGUAGCCAAUGACCACGUCAGUAUUGCUGUACCCUAACCAGCUCACCCAGGAGCAUUUCUGCCCCUUCCACAUUUCUGCUGUUGCUUAAAUCCCACUGGCUGCCACUUACCUCAAGGGCCAGUUUCUGCUGCUUCCUCCUUCUGCAAGGAGACACUGAGGGACUUUUUUUUUUUUUUAAAUGUAAUGUGUAUUCGUGUGAAAUGAGUAUAUGGCCGGCUCCUCUGGGCUUCCAGGAGGGGGACGUGCGUCUGUAUAGCAUGUCAUGUGUUUUUUAGAUGGCUUGGAAGAAAAUGGACAAAGGAUCGGGCUCUUUAACAAUGGUUAUUUUAAUUCAGAUAUUCAGUGAUCUCUGUAUAACAUCCCAGGCCUCGGAGAUGAAGACGUGCCCUGUUUUCUUAUUUACUGCGGAAUUAUUUUUUAAAAAAAAACUUUUUUUUUAAUAGAUUUUAUCAAAAUUUAGUCCAUCCUGUUACCCGGAAGCUUUGCAUUUGCUGGGUUGGAUGCAGAUAUUUUAUACAUUUAUUUUUAUUGCCAUCUCUUGGACAUUGGCAGAUAACCCCCCCCCCCUUCCAGGUCCGUUCCAUUUUGAAUAGCAGGCAGGCAAUACCCGGAACACCAAAAUCAGUCAAUCUGUAGAAUCCCAGGAGUCAAAGUAUUAAAUAAUACACAUAGUCUUUAUUUUACAUUAUAUAUAAAAGAUAGAAUAAUGAUGUUUCGUGUUCCCCAAGGACACUUAAUCAUAGGCUGUACGUGUCCUUGGAGGACACGAAACGCGUUAGGCUUUUAUCUUUUAUACAUAAUGUAAAAUAAAGACUUUUUGUGUUCCGGAGUGGUGCCUGCCUGCUAUUCAAAUUUCGUGUGUUGCUCCCCUCUGCUGAAGGUCUGGGGCAUGAGCACCCGGACCCACCGAGGAAAGCGGUAAGCUUGUCCCCUAAUUCAAAGAACUCAUGCUUCCUAUAGUUUCGAUUUAUCCAUUCCAUUUUGUCCUGAACCGCAAGUAUCUAUAUGGCAUAUUAUUUCCCCGGAUUUUAGAGACGAGACAAAAGAAUAAAGAAGUGUAAGUGCUGUUCAUGUUCAUCAGUUUAUCUCUUAUCAGCUGUAGGCAAUGUACAUGGCAUCAGCUUUGUGGGACUGCAUCUACCAGCUUUGGAGCUUGUCUUGCUCUGUAUCCUCUUCUUUCUAUGUGGUUGGCCAGUUAGAAAUUAUUUUAAGGGCCACAUUUGUCCUUUAGGGUUUCAGCUAGACAGCCCUGUCCUGAUAGACCCUUCUAAUGGGUAUAUAUUGAAGUGUGUGUCCUAAAAAUGCACAUGGAUUUUUAAUGUCCCUCUACCUCGCGGCAAAGGCCAAACUGAACUUGUGUUUUUUGCGGGUGUCAACAUGUCAAUUUCUAGACAGUGUCUCCUCGUUUUACCGAUAAUUAACUUUUUUUUUUAGCUUUAAAGGGACAGUAUUGUUUGUUUUUUCUGUUGUGCUUACGUAACGUAGCCUAAUAAACUAAUAAACCUCAGUGGUUAAAUAAUGCAAAGUGCACUGCAGUACUCACCCGCUUUCUUUCACUUCUGGCAAGCUCAGCUUUAGAGCCAGCCAGGGGCGUAACUAUAGAGGAAGCAGACCCUGCGGCUGCAGGGGGGCCCAGGAGGUAUAGGGGCCUCAUGAGAUCCUAAUUCAUAUACAAUUUCAAUGAAUAUUGGUAAAACAAGUCAGCCUCUAGAUAUUUUGGGGGCCUGAAAAAACUUUGCUGUGGGGCCCUGUAAUAUCUAGUUACGCCACUGGAGUCAGCCAAGUGAUUGGCUGCCUGAGGGAUUUCGAACAGAUUCUAGUGUCGGGUCCACCGCUUUGGGUGGACUGGUUGGCACUGACGAUUCCAAGCAUUGUGGCCGCUUCAAGGGGGGUGACUUACUGCAGUGUACACCUUUGAAUAUAUAUUUACAGAAUUGGCUUCCAAACGAACAUUACUGAUCCUUUAACCUGUUUCAAUGCCCAUUUUUCAUGACUCCAAAUAAAAUGAUAAUUUAACCACCGUACACCAUCCCAUCAUUUUUACAUAGAAAUGUUAUAUAUGUGAUGUGUGCAUGCCUAGAUAACGCACGCCUGGCCAUGCCUUGAGUUUAGCACAAACUCAUUUAGAAAUAAUCUUAUGAUGUAAAACGAGGAUAUAUUGUAAUUAUUAGAAGUGCAACAUGACAGAAAAAAACUAAAAACUUUAUUGGGCAAAUCUAAUUAGCCCUAAAUGGUGAGCAACACUGCCUGAUUGGACACCUGCUCCAGCUCUCUCAUUGGCUGUUCACCAUUCUCUGCCCCUCCAUUGGCUGUUAAUUUCAGUACUUUGUAAGGGAUGAAUGCAGAUCAAUUGGACUUCUUCAUAACAAAAACAAAUUGGUGAUUGUUCCAGACGCUUUAUGCUGGUCUUGUUGCUUAGUGGCAUGACUGGAUGUUGGAUGAAUCCACUUGUUAGACCAGGUCGGUGCUUUUCAAGUGAGUUGUUUGCAGUUAGAAUAUGUAUUCAUUGUGUACUUGAAUUUCGUGGGAAUUCUGUCCAUCCUCUAGUUAUUCUAAGGACAAAGAACAUGGUCCAUGUUGAGCAUCUUUCCUUUAAACUGAUCUCUGUAACUUCCAAGAAGUUUUGAUUUGCCUUUGGAAUUCUAACAGUUUCUGUAAAAAAUGUAUCCAGGCAAUCGAUGUUCAUAGUUUUACUCCACAACAAUUGUACUCCCUAAGGAGCAUUUAAAGUCCAAGAAAGAAGAAGUAAUUGAACCCAAAGACCAAUGCAUCUGUAUAAUUUUGAUGACUAGUCCAUGUUGUCCUCUCCUUGUUGAUCCAGGCAUAUUGGAACAUACUCUGGUUUGAAUGGUAGUCACUCUCAGCACUCAGUUUAGUAGAUUGGAGCGUUGUUUUGUUGGGAUACUCAGGGCAAUUGUCUGGCAUUUUUCCUAGCAAAAAAAAUAAAUAAAUUGUGAAUAGGGAGAAUUAG